Lindgomyces ingoldianus is the source of this 4432-nucleotide messenger RNA. RefSeq lists its product as uncharacterized. The transcript has 12 exons. Bases 202 to 4032 code for a protein of 1276 amino acids. Gene Ontology annotation, molecular function: beta-mannosidase activity. Gene Ontology annotation, biological process: carbohydrate metabolic process; glycoprotein catabolic process. The record is from RefSeq and is a predicted model, not a curated record. NCBI's taxonomy places the organism in Eukaryota, Fungi, Ascomycota, Dothideomycetes, Pleosporales, Lindgomycetaceae.
CUGAUUUUGGCCAUGGACGCUGGUCGUCCUGCAUGUCUCCACUUCACCGACCUCAACUUUCGACCCUUCACAUUUGUGGUCGCGACGUCUAGCCCUGCAUCUCUCAAUCCUCAAACCUAAAUCCAUUUUUUAACCCUGGGCACUGGAGAUUAGCUGUAAAGCCCAGGUAUCGCAGUCUUGCAAACUCAAUAUUGAGCCAUUAUGGAAUCUGCGCAGCACACGAACAGCGUGCGCUCCUUUCGCCUUAGACGCCAUGUCCCUAUCAUUCGAAUUUGCUUCACUCUCAUUGUGCUGUCAGGACUGCCCCUCGUAGAUGGUCUCCACCAUAUGUACCAAAAGGCACCACGCAAAAUAGAUCGUCGAAAGGAACCCAUCACGCCCCUUCUGGUCACGAACAGCUGUCCGGAAACGAUUUACCCAGGGAUUUCGACUCAAUCUGGAGACGGACCGAAAGAUAAUGGCUUCAAGUUGGAACCGGGGAAGACAUACAACCAAACUGUAUCCGAGGACUGGCAGGGGCGAGUAUGGGGUCGCACUAAUUGCUCUUUUAACGACGAAGGAACUGGCCCGAAAGAUGGUGGUCCGAAGGCUUGUCGCAGUGGAGAUUGUAAUGGCAUCGUGAAUUGUCAGGUUGGUGGGGACGUGCCAGUCUCUCUUGCAGAAUUUACGCUCGAUGCUGGAGACGGCCAUACCUACUACGAUAUUUCAUUGGUCGACGGCUACAACAUCCCCAUGGCAAUAGUUCUGCAGCCUUUGCAGAACGCUAGUUUGGAUGAUAUUCCACCCAACCUGACCAAUCCUUCAUGUCAGGGCACUGUUGGACUCUUGCGGGAGAAGGGCUAUGAUCCGUAUUCUAGUGGAUAUCAGGUCUUCCUUGGAACCAACAGCAGCUAUCCACUGCCUUUCGAGCAAAAAGUCGAUGAUGACCAAGUCUCAAGAUGGUGCCCAUGGGACCUGCAGCAGGAGCCACCCGAAAAACCAGGCGAUGGCGUUUAUCCCUACCCCGACGAUAACAUUCAGAGACCUGCAUUCAAUCCUUGCUAUUCUACCUGUGCAAAAAAUAACAAGCCUGAAGACUGCUGCACCGGAGAUCACUCAUCGCCGAGUACCUGCCAACCGAGUGACUACUCGAAGGCUGUCAAAGCCGUCUGCCCUGACGCGUACAGCUACGCGUUUGAUGACCAGACCUCUACAUUCAUCAUCCCCACGGGUGCCGGCUUUGAAGUCGUUUUCUGUCCCGGAGCUCGCUCAACCAACAUUUUAGCAACGGAGUCUGAUAAGUUGCAUCAGCUCGCCGAAAGUGGGCAUGUCUCCAAGAGCCAAUCCACGAUGAUGGAAAAGAUCAGGACGGAUGUGUUCCGGCGGAGUGGUGCGAUGCGGAACAUCCGAUUGGAUGGUACCAUUCUCACGAGAGCAGACGUGUUGGAUCCUUCCGUCCUGGGACGAAUGGAAGUGCCGGGAGAUGGCGUCGACGAAGCGGUGAGCGUGUCACUAACCGUCUUGGAAACGGACCUCAUGGCUCGAGCUCUGUCUGUCCACCACUUGGUUGAGGGUUGGUCCUUCAAGCAACUUGACGACGUAGACAACAAUGCCUGGCUUCCUGUUGCAAGAGUCCCUACUAAUAUUCACCUCGACCUCAUCGACAAUGGCAAAAUUCCGGAUCCCUUUUUAGGAUUUAACGAGCUCAAGGCCGAAUGGGUUGCAGACAGGGCUUGGACAUAUAAAGUUCAUCUUCCGGAUCUCGGAGAACCCCUGGAUGGCGCCGUCACCUUCCUAGCUUUUGAUGGCUUGGAUACUUUUGCAACCGUCAAGCUCAAUGGAGAGGUAGUACUCGAAAGCGACAACAUGUUCAUCCCCCAUCGCCUCGACGUCACAAACCUCUUGAAGCCAGGAAUGGGUAAUGUACUCCAAAUAGACUUUGCUUCAGCACGAUUACGGGCGAUUGAAAUCCGUGAGGCCCAUCCGGAGCACACUUGGGUUGGAUUCAAUGGCGAUAUGUCUCGCCUUGCAGUUCGGAAGGCGCAAUACCACUGGGGUUGGGAUUGGGGUCCAGUCCUUAAUACCUGUGGUCCAUGGCGCCCAGUGCGGUUAGAAACUUACCACGCCAGGAUAUCCGAUCUUCGCAUUGAGUAUGCCCUUGACGAUAGCCUCAAGUCUGUGAGCGGUACAAUUGCGGCGAACGUUGAAGGGCAGCUAGGCACGAGCGUCGCGUUCGAGGUUCACAGUGGCGAUGACUUGGUGUUUAAGGAGUCUGCAGAUGUCAGUGACGGGGUGGCCAAGGUCCAAUUUCAUGUGAAUGAUCCCAAGCUGUGGUACCCUCAUGGGUAUGGCGAACAGCCUUUGUACAAAGUGACUGCAAUGGUCUCGGCGGGCGACGUUAACUUGCAUCAAGCGACCCGACGAACUGGUUUUCGAAGAGGAGAACUUGUCCAGGAGCCUGACACUAUAGGCAAGACCUUCUUCUUCCGGGUCAACGGUGUGGACGUCUUUUGCGGCGGCUCCGAUUGGAUUCCUGCCGACUCUUUCACUCCGAGGGUGACGGCGGACAAAUAUCGCAAGUGGUUGGAAAUGAUGGUGGAUGGCUACCAGCUCAUGAUUCGGAUCUGGGGAGGAGGCAUUUGGGAGGAAGAUGUCUUCUACGACCUUUGUGAUGAACUCGGAAUCCUUGUGUGGCAGGAUUUCAUGUUUGGCUGCGGAAACUACCCAGCCUUCCCGGAUAUUCUCCAAUCAAUUCGCAACGAAUGUGUCGCCAAUGUCGGCCGGUUGCGGCAUCACCCAUCGAUCAUGAUCUACGCGGGCAAUAACGAAGACUACCAAGUGCAGGAGCAAUUCGGUUUAACAUACGAUUACGAGGACAAAAACCCGGAGAAUUGGCUCAGAACUAAUUUUCCUGCGAGAUAUAUUUAUGAAAAGCUGCUGCCCGAGGUCGUUGAGGCAGAGAGCCCUCAUGUGCCAUACCACCCGGGUAGCCCUUGGGGUGAUGGGCUAAUAACGUCGAAUACCAAAGUUGGUGAUAUGCACCAAUGGAAUGUCUGGCAUGGUACGCAAGAAAAGUAUCAAAUUUUUGACACUCUUGGCGGUCGCUUUAAUAGCGAAUUUGGGAUGGAGGCUUUCCCACAUAUUGAUACUAUCAGGUAUUAUUGCACGGAUCCUUCUCAACUGUAUCCGCAGUCGCAUAUGCUUGACUUCCACAACAAAGCAGAUGGUCAUGAACGACGAAUCGCGACAUAUUUGGUGGAGAAUUUUAGGACUCAAACAGACCUUGAGGCAUUUAUCCACUUGACGCAGCUAUCUCAAGCCGAGGCGUUAAUGUUCGGAUACCGUGGAUGGCGCAGACAGUGGGGCCAGCAGCGUUUUUGCGGAGGCGCAUUGGUAUGGCAACUCAACGACUGCUGGCCCGUCACAUCGUGGUCGAUUGUGGAUUACUUCCUGCGAAAGAAGCCAGCAUACUACGCCAUGAGACGCGUCUUGGCUCCAAUUGCUGUUGCAGUCAAGCGUGCACAUCAUGACUGGAGUGUGGUUCAUGCCCGAGUCCCAAAGAACAGCGAUUACGAAGUGUGGGUUGCGAGCAACCGGCCGACCGAAUUGACCGCUACGGUGGAAGUCCGGUUCAUAUCUGUUUCAACAGGGAAGGAUAUUAAGGAAAAGAUAGUCAAGAAGGACAUCAAGAUCGUUGCUAACGGGACAACGGAUGUCAUGUCAGGUUCGAUUGACAACAUGAAUGAGGAGCCUCACAUUCUGGCCGCAAGGAUCUGGAUCGAUGGUGAGAUAGUGUCGCGCGACGUCGACUGGCCGCAGCCUCUCAAGUACCUUAGUUUCGAGGACCGCGGUGUCGAGGUGUAUUCCAAGGGCGACACAAUAUUGGUUAAAUCAUGCAGGCCAACAAAAGGGCUGGUGUUUGAGGAAAGAACAGGCGUGCUCGUACACGACAGUGCCAUUGACGUCGUUCCGGGUGAUGAACAGGUUAUCAAAGUGAGGGGGCUUGCUGCAGACGAUCCACCACUCAAGUGGACAUAUCUGGGCAAAAGUUGAUGCAGAGACUCACAUGAUGUGCUUGACGCAGCGCCGCACCGCUGGCUGGGGAACAAGAAGCAAAUACAGGAGGCAGAAAAGGCAGGACUCAGGAGAUGGAGACGCAUGCUGACAGACAGACCUGACCCACUACGGUCGCGAUACAUGGCACGACUCGCAAAAAGCCAGCAAGCUAGCGCAACGGCUGGCUGAUGAGGGUCUCGAGGGCUUGCGGUCGGCUGCACGCCGCGGUGAUCUGACACUGGGAGCUAGGUGGUUGUGGGGGAAGGAUGGCGGAUUGCACUAUAAGACAGGGUAUGGGUGAAGUGAUAUUGGAAGGGGGGUAUAUGUGAGGACUGCUAUUACAUGUCAAUAAGGUGCCUGGCAUGAUAUUGAGAGGACCGAGAUGGAUGCUGUGUGG